AUGGAAUUGUAUGCGAUGAGGUACAACUGUGACUACAUGGUUACAAAAUCGGAUACAAAAUUCUGGUGUAUUCGCUGCAUAGAGGAUAUUUGCAAAUGGAGUAUUCGUGCUGAGUGUUUAAAUGGGUCUACGUAUUUCAAGAUCAACAAGUUUGUGGGUCUCCAUACUUGUGCUCCUUCAAAGAAGAAGAAAUUUUGUAGGACACCUUCAGCUAAAACAAUUGGACAUCUCAUUAUGCAGAAUUAUGAGGGUGUAUUGGAAGGGCCUAAACCGAAUGAUAUCAUUAAUAAUAUUCGUACAGAGUAUGGUUGUGAUUUAACUUACUCUCAGGCAUGGGAGUCUCGCGGGUAUGUAGUGAACGAAGUUAGAGGUAUUCCUGAGAAGAGUUAUGGUAUAAUACCAAAAUACUUGUACAUGAUACAAGAAGCGAAUCCGGGUACAUUUACAAAUUAUGAAGUUGAUUGCGACAGUAGAUUCAAAUAUCUUUUUAUAUCUUUUGGUCAGUCAAUAAGAGGAUUUUACAAGGGAAUGAGGAAAAUUAUUGUGGUUGAUGGAACAUUUCUGAAGAACAAAUACAAAGGAGUUAUACUAGUUGCUACAACAGUAGAUGAGAACUCUGAUUUGUAUCCAAUAGCAUAUGGAAUUGCUGAUUAUGAGAAUGAUUUUUCAUGGGAGUGGUUUUUUGAGCAACUAAAGGUUGUUACUUGUUAUUGGAGAUGA
Molecule: messenger RNA, 720 nt
Organism: Camelina sativa (false flax)
Lineage: Eukaryota; Viridiplantae; Streptophyta; Magnoliopsida; Brassicales; Brassicaceae
Source: RefSeq, a predicted model, not a curated record